Molecule: messenger RNA, 375 nt
Organism: Brettanomyces nanus
Lineage: Eukaryota; Fungi; Ascomycota; Pichiomycetes; Pichiales; Pichiaceae
Gene: NTF2
Product: Nuclear transport factor 2
Exons: 2
Coding region: 1-375 (124 amino acids)
Biological process (GO): protein import into nucleus
Cellular component (GO): nuclear pore central transport channel
Source: RefSeq, a predicted model, not a curated record
AUGUCGGUCGAUUUCAAUGCAUUGGCCCAGCAGUUUUGCAACUUUUACUAUGAUCAGUUUGACAAGGAUAGAUCUCAAUUGGGCAACCUUUACAGAGAUCAUUCUAUGAUGACUUUUGAAUCAUCACAGAUUCAAGGAGGCAGAAGCAUUGUUGAGAAGCUUGUUUCUCUUCCUUUCAGAAAAGUGGGACACAGAAUCUCUACAUUGGAUGCACAGCCGGCCUCUGAGAACGGCGAUGUCCUUGUCAUGGUUACCGGAGAAUUGGUGGUUGAUGACGAGCAAAACCCUCAGAGGUACUCUCAAUGCUUUCACUUGAUUCCUGAAGCAGGUUCUUACUAUGUCUUGAACGACGUCUUUAGAUUGAACUACGGUUGA